This is a messenger RNA of Exophiala bonariae, 1149 nucleotides long. RefSeq lists its product as uncharacterized. Gene Ontology annotation, cellular component: cytoplasm; membrane-bounded organelle. Gene Ontology annotation, molecular function: N-acylphosphatidylethanolamine-specific phospholipase D activity; zinc ion binding. Bases 1 to 1149 code for a protein of 382 amino acids. The record is from RefSeq and is a predicted model, not a curated record. Lineage: Eukaryota; Fungi; Ascomycota; Eurotiomycetes; Chaetothyriales; Herpotrichiellaceae. The transcript has a single exon. Gene Ontology annotation, biological process: N-acylethanolamine metabolic process; N-acylphosphatidylethanolamine metabolic process.
AUGGUGCAAAUCAAUCCACUUUCAUCUUUACUCCCUGACGAGCCCAAGUCACAUCAUGUUGGAAACCCACCAACUGGCUUCAAGAAUCCAUGGCCGUCAUUCCCAGAACAUGGCCAGGGGUUGAUGAACGUGUUCAAGACUCGAUUUUCGAAGGACAAGCCACCCUUCAAACCGGUUCCAGAUCGAUCGGAGCUUGUGCAGGUACAAAAGAUUGAUUUUGCUUAUCCCGAGCCUGGCUUCAAAGUGACGUGGAUCGGACAUGCCAGUUUCCUAUUACAAACCUCAACCCCACCUGGGGCGUCUCGUGGUGUGAAUAUAUUAUGUGAUCCUCUAUUUUCUGAACGAACAUCCCCGGUCACUUUUUUCGGGCCCAAACGAUAUAAUCCACCUCCAUGCUCAAUACAUGAAUUACUGGAUAACAUCGAAAUCGACCUCAUUCUGAUCUCUCACAACCACUACGACCAUGCAGAUGCUGGAACACUCAAGGCAAUUUAUGCCAAUCGCAAACACAAAGUUCAUAUCUUGGUUGGUCUUCAUAGUUCACGUUGGCUGGUCGGACACGGAAUUGAUCGGUCCUGCAUCACCGAAGUGGACUGGUGGGAUCAAUUCGAGGUGAACGUCGAGAAUGUUGGAGCUGUAAAGAUCACCUCUACUCCGUCACAGCAUUUCUCUGGUAGAAGUCCAUUCGAUCGCAAUUACGACCUGUGGUGCUCAUUCGCCAUCGAAGAACUACAAGGCGACCACAAAAAGUUGUACUUUUCUGGCGACACUGCAUAUCGUUCAAUUACAGAACCAAACCUGACCCACGAGGAAGAAGAGUCGCAUCCAGCAUGUCCGGCAUUCAAACAGAUUGGAGAUUUUCUUGGUCCUUUUGACCUUGCAUUACUGCCGAUUGGCCUAUGUGAACCCAGAGCUUUCAUGUCUGCAGUCCAUGCAAACCCUUGGGACUCCAUCCAUAUUCAUAAAGAUGUCAGAAGCAAGAAAUCCAUCGGUAUGCAUUAUGGUACAGUUCGUGGUGGUCUUUCACAAUAUUAUGAAGAUGUUCGAAGCCCCCCACAAAACUGGAAAGAAGCAGCCCAUACUGCCGGGUUGAAAUGGGGAGAGGACAUUGGGUUGGUGAACAUCGGUGAAACUCUAGUCUUGGAUUGA